Rotaria socialis is the source of this 2127-nucleotide messenger RNA. The record is from the annotation of a GenBank genome assembly. NCBI's taxonomy places the organism in Eukaryota, Metazoa, Rotifera, Eurotatoria, Philodinida, Philodinidae.
AUGGUACGGAGUAGUUUAAUAUUGACUCUCACUCCUGAAUACACACAAAUCGAUGGCGGCUUUGAUUUGAUGAUUCAAGAGUUAGAACAAAUUUGUAAACGUGUUUCCGAUAAUCGCUGUACGAUUCAAACAAGAGUUCCCAUUAAAGAAAUUCACUACGUCGAAGAUGCUGCGAAUGAAAUGAUUCGUUCUUCGGUGCGCUUAGUUAUUGGUAACAGCGGUAAUACGGCUACUUUUGAUUCAGUCAUUGUCACAACAACUGCACGAGCAGCAAGUCUCAUCAAAUUUGAACCACGAGCUUUGUUUGUCAAUAAAUACAAAGCGUUUCGUCAACUACACUACGAUUGUGCUACAAAAAUUGCCCAUUCAUUCAGUCGGGCAUUUUGGUACGAAGAAAACAUUCGUGGUGGAUCUUCGGUGACCGAUUUAUCUAUUCGAUUCGUAUUUUACAACAAUUUUAAUAGUAGUGCCAAUGACGUGAACGAUGGUGGGUUUAUUCUAACUUCCUACGUUUGGGCUACCGAUGCUUUGUUGUGGUCAGCGUUGACCAAAGAGGAAGCGUGCGAAAAGUCAUUGCAAGAUCUCAUGCAGCUUCACAAUCGAGUUGAUAUUCAUUUGUUGGUUACAAGUUGUGAAGUAAAAAAUUGGUGUACAGAUCAGUAUGCUAUUGGUGCGUAUGCACUAUUCACUGCAAAUCAAGAAACAAAUUUAGACGAAGAAUUAGGAAAAUCAAUAAAAGAUACAGUACAUUUUAGUGGCGAACAUAUCAGCUUUGUACAUAGAUGGAUCGAAGGCGCAAUACAAUCAUCCCUACGUAUUGUCAUGCAUAUGCAGGAAGAAGAGUUUGAUGUAGUAAUCGUUGACGGUGGUGUGCUUGGUAUGAUCACAGCUUUAACUUUGGCGAAAACAUGGAAUGUUAAACGUAUUGCCGUUCUUAUGAGUGAAGAUAGCGAAAAGUUAUUAGAAGUUGCUCCAUUUCAUAGUGUCGAUGAAAAAUACUACUUGAGCAAAGCGAGCCAAAUAGUUCUUCCUCUAUGGCAAGAACUUGAAGCGAUGCUCAAUGUACCAGCAGGUUCAUUACUCAACACCCACAAUGGCUUCGUCUACUUGGGUCAGUCUUCCUCGAAGAUGGCUGAAAUCUGUCGAAAUUUAACGAUUUCCAAGUGUACCUUACUUUCGUCUACCCAAAUCUCCGAUGGGCGUCCAUUUAUCAACAUCAAUCAACCUGCUCUACGCCUUGUUGAAUCUGGUUUUGUAAACGUAACUUUAUUAGAUAGCGCCCUAAGAAUAUUAGUAGAAAAAACGCCCAGUAUUAUUCUACGUGACCGAGAAACAUUUUUCAAUGUCAAAUACAUAUCAGGUGUUUCACAUGUAAGAAUUGAAACUAGUCGGGGUUCGCUGAAUGCUUCUAAAGUGAUAUUUCUUCCCGGUGUUCAAACUAAAGAGAUGAUGAACAAAUUUGGCCUUAAUUUGAACAUCAACUUAUACGAACUACCUACAGGCAUACGUUGUCCAAUGCUACCAGCUUCAAAUAUUACUUCAACAAUGCCAACUUGGCUAUUUGCUCCGAAUGAUGACGAUCACUAUGCUGGCUAUCCACCUGAUGGAUCAGGCUACGUCUGUAUUGAGCCGCGUAUUGUCAAAUCAAAAAUGCAAAAGCUAAACUCUUCAUAUGAACAAACGAACAAACCAGAUCCAGAGAUUUUGAAACGUCUUUUGACCUGGGUUAAUCAACACAUGAGCGUGGCAGUGGAUUCAACGAACGCUAUUACUGCCAACGACACUGUCCUUGAUACAAUCUUGUCCGACGAUGGUUUCAUUCUAGACUACAUUCCGGGAUUCGGACAGAUGUUUGUAUUGGGCACCCAUAGUUGGUCUGGGGUACAAUACAUGCCUCUAUUUGCACAAAUUCUAGCUCAACUUGCAACUAACAAUAAAUCAUCCAUUUGGCCUAGUCAUUAUGCAUCACUCUUACCAGAAUUUUCAGUGAAUCUAGCAGGACGAAUCAUUACUUUAAAUCCUCUGCCAAGUCGAAACACAUCGAAAGACUCUAGUUCAACUCUUAUUUACUCUCUGAUUUUGAUACACUUUUUCAUCGUUUUCUACUCUUAUUAUUUUGCGAUAUAA